This is a messenger RNA of Mercurialis annua (annual mercury), 2498 nucleotides long. RefSeq names its product F-box protein MAX2. The transcript has a single exon. Gene Ontology annotation, biological process: SCF-dependent proteasomal ubiquitin-dependent protein catabolic process. The record is from RefSeq and is a predicted model, not a curated record. Lineage: Eukaryota; Viridiplantae; Streptophyta; Magnoliopsida; Malpighiales; Euphorbiaceae. Bases 23 to 2272 code for a protein of 749 amino acids. Gene Ontology annotation, cellular component: SCF ubiquitin ligase complex.
AAGAAUUAAGGGAAGAAACAAAAUGAUAUCUGCAUCAUGUGGCUGUCCACUUGACGACAACUCAAACUAUCUCUUGUCCGAUUUAACUUCUUCCCUUUUUUCUUUCUCAAUUCUCAUCCAUUACCACUCCCCUUUUACUAAAUCUUCUACAAACCCAAAUUCUCAAAUGACCACCGCCACCACCGUGAACGACCUCCCCGAUGUAAUUCUAUCCACCAUUAUCUCAUCAAUCUCCGACACCCGAACCCGAAAUUCAGUCUCUUUAGUUAACCGUAAACUCCUAACCCUUGAACGGACCACCCGCACUAACCUCACUCUUCGCGGCAACGCCCGUGAUCUUUACCUGAUACCCACUUGUUUCCGAUCAGUAACCCACCUCGACCUCUCCUUACUCUCGCCGUGGGGCCAUUCUUUACUCGCUUCCUCGCCGUCGUCGUCUCUACCCUCCGAUCCUAUACUACUGGCUCACCGUCUCGGUAUUUCUUUUCCUUUGGUUACUUCACUUACUGUUUACGCUCGAUCGCCGUCUACCCUUCAGAUUCUUAUCCCGCAGUGGCCGAAUUUGAGCCAUGUGAAGCUAAUUCGGUGGCACCAGCGGCCUUCUUCGGCUCAGUUAGGGGCUGAUUUUGUUGAUUUGUUUGAGCAAUGUAAGAUGUUGAAGUGUCUUGAUUUGUCUUGCUUUUAUUACUGGACUGAGGAUAUUCCUCCGGUUCUUGAAGGUGCCACUGAUGUUUCUAUGUCUUUGACUUGUUUGGAUCUUCUUACUGUUAGUUUAACUGAUGGGUUUAAAGCUGAUGAAAUUAGAGUUAUUGCUAGUGUUUGUUCUAAUCUUACUAAAUUUCUUGUUGCGUGUACGUUUGAUCCGAGCUAUUUCGGGUUUGUCGGGGAUGAGACUUUGGUUAGUGUUGCUUCUAAUUGUCCGAAAUUGUCGGUGGUUCAUUUGGUUGAUACUUCGGCUUUAGGGAAUGUUAGGAGUGAUCCCGAGGAUGAAGGGUAUAGCGGGGAUGAUUCACGGGUUAGUGUUAAUGGGUUGGUUGAUUUUUUUAGUAGGUUACCGUUGCUUGAAGAGUUGGUUCUUUGUAUUUGUAAGAAUGUUAGGGAUAGUUUUGUGGCGUUGGGAGCGCUUAAGUCGCGGUGUCCUAAGUUGAAAGUGUUGAAGUUGGAGCAGUUUCAUGGUGUUUGUAUGGCAAUUGGGUCGCAGCUCGAUGGGGUUGCGUUGUGUUCUGGGUUGAAGUCGCUGUCCAUUAAAAAGUGUGCGGAUUUGAGCGAUAUGGGUUUGAUAGAGAUUGCACGAGGAUGCUGUGGAUUGUCUAAGUUUGAAAUUGAGGGAUGUAAGAAGAUUACGAUGAAGGGUUUGAGGACAAUGGCGAGUUUGCUUCAUAAGACUUUGAUUGAGGUUAAAAUCUCCGCUUGUAAGAAUCUCGAUGCUGUAUCAUCUUUGCGAUCUUUGGAGCCUAUUUGCCAUCGGAUUGAGAAACUUCAUAUUGACUGUAUAUGGAGUGCCCCUCAAGAUGAUGAGGAUAACUAUGUAAGUAAUCACGGUUUCGACCUUAAUGAAAACCUCUACGCAAGCGAUGAACAUGAUUAUUCAGGCAGAAAUAAGAGAUUCAAGUAUUCGGAAGAUGGUUAUUAUAUGCAGCAUAGCAAUGGAGAUGGAUUUUGGAACAAUUCUUGGGAUAAAUUAAAAUGCCUUUCUCUAUGGAUUAGUGUCGGGGAGCUUGUAACUCCAUUACCAAUGGCUGGUCUUGAGGAUUGUCCUAGUUUGGAGGAGAUUCGUAUACGAGUGGAAGGGGAUUGCAGGGGACGUCACAAAUUGUCGCAGCGAGCAUUUGGAUUGAGCUGCCUUGCUGGCUAUCCUAAACUGUCAAAGAUGCAGUUGGAUUGCAGUGAUACAAUAGGUUUUGCAUUAACUGCUCCGUCGGGACAAAUGGAUUUGAGCUUGUGGGAGAGGUUUUUCUUGAAUGGAAUCGGAAGUCUGAAUCUGAUAGAGCUCGACUAUUGGCCACCGCAAGAUAGGGAUGUUAACCAAAGGAGUCUGUCAUUACCAGGAGCUGGUUUGCUUGCACAGUGUCUUGCUCUGAGGAAGCUCUUUAUUCACGGAACAGCACAUGAGCAUUUCAUGAUGUUCCUUCUCCGAAUACCGAACUUGAGAGAUGUGCAGCUUAGGGAAGACUACUACCCAGCACCGGAAAACGAUAUGAGCACCGAAAUGAGGGUCGACUCGUGCAGCAGAUUCGAAGAUGCCUUAAACAGCCGCCAGAUUGUUGAUUAAAUAAUAUGCUGAUUUUCCUAUGAAGAUUUGGCAAUGGGAGCACGUAGGUCCUUCUAAAAAUGUCCGGCUAAUACAUGAUUACUUUUUGUGCAUUACUCUUUACCGUGUUAUGGAAUUUCAUACUCAAUUUAUUAUAUAUAGAGCAACACACGCACUGUUCUAUAAAUAAUCAAUUUAAAUGUGAAUAAAUAGAGAAAUUAAUGGAGUCGAGAUUUAAUUUUUACUA